Molecule: messenger RNA, 348 nt
Organism: Myotis davidii
Lineage: Eukaryota; Metazoa; Chordata; Mammalia; Chiroptera; Vespertilionidae
Product: putative 40S ribosomal protein S26-like 1
Exons: 1
Coding region: 1-330 (109 amino acids)
Biological process (GO): translation
Cellular component (GO): ribosome; cytosolic small ribosomal subunit
Molecular function (GO): structural constituent of ribosome; mRNA binding
Source: RefSeq, a predicted model, not a curated record
AUGACCAAGAAAAGAAGGAAUAACAGUUGUUAUUCCAAAAAGGACCAAGGCCAUCUGCACCCUAUUUGUUGUACCAACUGUGCCUGGUGCGUGCCCACGGACAAGGCCAUUAAGAAGUUUGUCAUUCAAAACACAGUAGAGGCCACAGCCGUUAGGGACAUCUCCGAAGCGAGUGUCUUCGAUGCCUAUGUGCUUUCCGAGCUGUAUGUGAAGCUGCAUUACUGUGAGGGCUGUGCCAUUCACAGCAAGGUAGUCGGGAAUCGUUCUCGUGAAGCCUGGAAGGACCGAACACCCCCACCCCAAUUUAGACCUGUGGGUGCUGCCCCAUGACCUCCACCAAAGCCCAUG